Molecule: messenger RNA, 5111 nt
Organism: Salarias fasciatus (jewelled blenny)
Lineage: Eukaryota; Metazoa; Chordata; Actinopteri; Blenniiformes; Blenniidae
Gene: usp53a
Product: ubiquitin specific peptidase 53a
Exons: 17
Coding region: 801-3902 (1033 amino acids)
Biological process (GO): protein deubiquitination; response to auditory stimulus; sensory perception of sound
Cellular component (GO): cell-cell junction
Molecular function (GO): cysteine-type deubiquitinase activity
Source: RefSeq, a predicted model, not a curated record
CACAGUACCGCCGCGCGCCAGCGAGCUGCAGCAGAAACCGGAGCGCGCGCACCGCGAGCGGACGGAGGCGGCUGCGUGUGUGCGGAGUGGGAAUACGGAGAGGGAGGAAAAGAAAAAAAAAACCAACUAAACCCACUAAUAAAACACGCCGAGAGGGAAGUUUUCAAGUUAGGAAACCGCACUGUUGUUUAUUUAUUUAUUUAUUUUUUUUAUUUUUUGUUUUUAGUUAAAAGCGAGUCUCUCUGAGAAACGCGUUUUAUUAAACAGCGGCUCGUCUCGCGGCGUCUCACUCGAAACUCAACCAAAACACUUCCAACUCUUGUUUCUCUGGAUAUUACCACACAACACCGGGCCGUCGGUGUCUCGGAGCCUGGCCAUGAUAUAACUUUUCUGGGAACUUCUGAAAGGGAGGAGCAUCUUCAGCUGGAUAUACUCAAGACCUUCACAACAAUGCGGCAACAUUCUGCAUCAAUACUCCAGGAUGACUGAGACCGAAAUCCAUCAUAUCAGAACGCUGAUUUUCAAAGACCUGCUGAAACAAAUACCUGGAUUAUAAUUUGCAGUUAUUCAUCUUUUGUGGCCUGUAUUUUUUAUUUUUUAUUUUUUUUAAUUACAAGUAGCAUUGAAAGCAGAAGGACCUUCUUGUUGAGCUGCAGAAAUGGACUAGAAGCCCAUGUGUAACAGGGCGGCCGCUGCAGCUUGUGGAAUAACCUAGCCUCGGACUGUCGGAGGCCUGGGGAUACGAUCCCAGCAACGAACGACUAUCCCACCCACCAUCCGAAGGCGGACUCCACUACCCAAUGGCAUGGGCCAAGUUCUUCAGGAAGCCGGGGGGCAAUCUGGGGAAAUCGUACCAGCCGGGGAGCAUGCUGUCUCUGGCCCCCACGAAGGGACUGCUGAACGAGCCGGGCCAGAACAGCUGCUUCCUCAACAGCGCUGUGCAGGUACUUUGGCAUCUGGACAUCUUCAGACGCAGCUUGAGGCAGCUACCGGGACACUUCUGUCUGGGGGAGUCAUGCAUUUUUUGCGCAUUAAAGGGCAUUUUCUCCCAGUUCCAGCACAGUCGUGAGCGCGCCCUGCCCUCUGACAACCUGCGUCACGCCUUGGCAGAGACCUUUAAGGACGAGCAGCGCUUCCAGCUGGGCUUCAUGGAUGAUGCCGCAGAGUGCUUUGAGAAUAUUCUGGACAGGAUCCACCUGCACAUUGUGCCUGAAGAGACAGAUGCCUGCACUUCAAAGUCCUGCAUCACGCAUCAGAAGUUUGCCAUGACACUAUACGAGCAGUACGUGUGCCGUAGCUGUGGGGCAUCCUCCGACCCACUGCCGUUUACAGAGCUGGUGCAUUAUGUCUCCACCACCGCACUCCGUCAACAGAUUCAGCUUCAGCACAAAGAUGAGUCUUUCGGGGAACUUUUACAAGCAGCAAGUACAUUUGGAGACCUCCGUAAUUGUCCAAGCAACUGUGGCCAGAGGAUCAAGAUCAGACGUGUCCUCAUGAACUCCCCAGAAAUAGUGACCAUUGGGUUCGUGUGGGACUCGGACCAGUCGGACCUCACUGAGGACGUGAUCCGCUCACUGGGGCCACAUCUCAGUCUCUCAACACUCUUCUACAGAGUGACAGAUGAGCAUGCCAAAAAGGGAGAGCUGCUGUUGGUGGGGAUGAUCUGCUACUCCAGCCGCCACUACUGUGCCUUCGCCUUCCAUACCAAAUCCUCCAAGUGGGUCUUUUUCGACGACGCGACAGUGAAAGAGAUUGGCUCGCGAUGGAAAGAUGUGGUCUCUAAAUGUAUUAAAGGCCACUUCCAGCCUCUUCUCCUUUUUUACUCCAACCCUGACGGGAGUGCCAUCACCACAGAUGAUGCCUCGAGACAAAACAGCAGCCAGUCCCACUCAAAGACGCCCCUCAACGGGGAAGCUAAAGGCCUUGAGUCUCCAGUUCCGCCCCCGAAGAAGCUGGAACUCACCAGAGAAAACCUGAAUGCUCUGCUGGGACAAGAGCAACUCAAGAAGAGCGCCUCGACUUUAAGCCGCGGCAGCGCUCAGACCAGUGGAGGACGGGGACCAGUAAAAAUUGGCACCGGCGAUCCCAGGAGUCGCCUCAGGGACAUUUCUCGGGAAGUCGCCCAGAGAGCUGGAGAGGUGCGGGGCAUGCAUCCAUCCAGAAGAGAGCCUGAUCGGAGCGGUCAGCGGAGGCCGGAGACUCGCCACAGAGAUCCAGGUCAGGACAGGACCUACUCCCGCUCCGUUUCCCCUCCGGAGAACGGUUUCAAACAGCAGCUGGCGAGUCGGCUGUACAGCAGCCAAGGCAAAGGUCCCACUCGGACUGAGCGAACGCCUCAACUCGGCGGGCGGUCCUUCCACGAGCCUCCCUCCCACUCUCAAUCCAGGGUCCAAGUUCUCCCCAGCGUGCCCAAUGCCCGGAGACUGGAGCCGCUGUCCAACGGAUAUGAGACGGACAGCAGCCAGGACUCCCGGGAGCGAGCCGGAAACGGAACCAACAGCAGGAGCAGGCCCGCCCGUCCGUGGAAGCCCAUGAGGGAGGCGCUAAACGUGGACAGCGUUUUAAGCGCGGUUGGAGGCGAAAAUUCAAUAAACGAGGAGCGGAAGCAGCACAGCCCCCGGAGAAGACCGAGCAGCCAGUCGCCCUCGCGCGACCGCGAACGGGACCGAGAAUUCACCUGGGGAGGCCGCGAGGAGCGCAAGCCCAAGAGCCUGAUGACCAUCUACGAGGACGAGCAGAGGAACGAGACCGGCGGCAGCCGGAGCUCGCUGGACUCCGACAGCCGGGGGGGCCACAGCGACAAGGACAGGCCGAAGGGCUCGGCCACGCUCAAAGUGCACAGCGACAACUGGAAGAUCCAGAGGACCGAGUCCGGAUACGAAAGCAGCGACAGGCUCAGCAACGGCUCGGCCAAUCUGGACUCGCCCGUCGUGGAGAACCUCUCGUCCAAGGACCUCCGUCCCAUCCCGGAGCUGCUUCUGAUCAGGGACCCUUUCCCUCAUAGAAGAAAUGAUGAUUUAAUAGCCGACAUGUUUCCCUCUACGUUUUCCUCUGAUGAACACGGAAGAAAGUCUCCCGAUCUUCCAGACUCCAACGUUCUGUCCGGCCUGCCCAUACAGAGAAGACGAGCCUUUCGAUACACGCCUGGGAUCUUGGAGAAACACAGAGUUCUGGACAGCGAACAGGAGGAUGAUGUGGACGGCAGCCCGGUGAGCCCCGUGCCUCCUUACUUAGCAAAGACCAGCAGCUCCGAGUGGAACAGCUCGGACGACCUGGCUGGACCCCUCUCGGAACAGGAAGACGCCGGCAGCGGCCACAGGGACCCCUUCUUGCACAAUUACCCCCCGCCUUUACCCCCCAAAACCUUCGGCGGCAGUGGCUCGCUGCCACCGGAGGUGCCGCCGCGGUCCAGCCCCCGCGGCGGACCCCGGAACGGAAUCUCCCCGCUCUCCCACAACACCCUCCGGCGGUGGAUCGAGACGCCGGCCGAGCACCGGCUCUCCUCCGACGCCAGCUCCAAGUCGGGCUCCUCGGACCAGGACAGGAACGAGCUCUCGGCCAGCGAGAGCGACGACAGGCUACCCAGCCCCAAGCUGGGGCACGACGACGGUACGGACUCCUCCUCGCUGACGGACGUGGUUCUUCCCACCACUUACUUCUCCGUGGACAACUGCAUGACGGACACGUACCGGGCCAAGUACCACAAGAGGCCCGCUUUGUACAUGAGAGCCGAGGACCACACGUCAUCGGGGGAGAGCGACGUCGAGGGGCGGGGGCUCCCUUUACCAGAAGUCCAGGAGCCUUCCAGAAGCCGGAUAGAAUCAGGCUAUUCUACGACGAAGACUACUGCAAAGUGGAAUCCAGUAACUCCAAAAGGACUGGAUGAGCAUGGCUUCCUAUAAUUAAAGCACUGAGAGGGGUUCUCAGUGGUUGCAGGACUGGAUGACUCUUUCCGAUCGGGACGUGGAGUCUCUGGCGCACUCGUCAUAACAGAAAGAUGGACACGAAACUGGAUGCCAAAGAGAUUGUAAAACACUACGGCAGGUGUCUUUAAUGAGCUAUCUGGCUACCAAAAUUCAUUGAACAGUUCGUUUGCACAGCAAGGAAUGCCAGAAAGGUACAUGACUUUUUUGUUUUUUUCUUCCUGAAUUGUUGGAAUUCAAAAGGGUAAUGUUAGAAAAGAAUGUGUCACAUGAAGCCACUUUAGCACACAAGAGAUUACGAGAUUUACGUCACUCACGCUAGAGGAAGGACGCGCUUUCUGCCGGUUCUUGCACAUCUCAUGGAUCGCUUCUGUUUGUUCGACUGCUCUCAUUUCAGUGUUAUGAGGCGUCUGUCCCAGUUCUGUAGUCAGUGGGUGGGGGUUGUGAAGUAUGCAAGAAGUUCUCCUUAAGUCAGAUCCUGACAUCUUGGGCUCACUGGCUGCACGACUUAAAAAAAUGGAUCCCAGGGAUCCGUGUGAAUAUACAUCUCCAGGACGCCCCUUUAUUUCUUUAUUUCUUUCUUUCGGCUGUUUGCGGAAUUGUUGAGCGAGGAGGGAAAGCUACCAAAUAUGGAUUCUUGUUUGUACACAGGCUUCAGUGACCUCUGCGUAUAACCAACGUCGGUUUCCCGGCCGAAUAUGCUAAACCGGCGGCUUAUUCGGUCGGAAAAGUGCGCGGCACGUCUUUAUCUCCUCAUGCACACUGCACAUAUCCCAUCAUCGUUUGUGUAUUUACUGUGUUUCGUAUGUCUUACACUGUUUCUGCUUUAUUUUCACACUCCUUUACAGCUCUUUUAUUUUUUUUCUUUUGGAAGGAUCAAUAAAUUUGAGUUGUUUUCUUAAAAUAGGCUCCUGAGGGAUGUGGACAUGCCACGUCUUCCACAAAAUGGGCCUGCUUUUUCUUUUGUUUGUUUUUAACCGGGUUAUUAAUAAUGUUGUACACUAUCUUUGGUUGAGAUGUUUUGUAUAUGCAACAAACAAAUGCACAGUGCCUUUUGUAUUUUUCUAAGUGAAGGCAAGAUUAAAGUGGACCUGUGAUUUGUACAAUUGUUUAAUUUUAAAGAAAUUUUGUAACAUUUAAUUUUAUUUUUAUUGAUUAACAAUCAUUAAAUAAACGAUUUUAAUUACU